This is a messenger RNA of Morone saxatilis (striped sea-bass), 1664 nucleotides long. RefSeq names its product zinc transporter 2-like. Gene Ontology annotation, biological process: response to zinc ion; zinc ion transmembrane transport. Gene Ontology annotation, molecular function: zinc ion transmembrane transporter activity. The record is from RefSeq and is a predicted model, not a curated record. Bases 1 to 1119 code for a protein of 372 amino acids. Gene Ontology annotation, cellular component: plasma membrane. The transcript is spliced from 8 exons. Lineage: Eukaryota; Metazoa; Chordata; Actinopteri; Moronidae.
AUGGAGGUAACGGAUUCAGAGAAACAACUGCUGAUUGAGACUCAUUUGGAGCCUGUUAGAUGGACGAGUUCUCCAGAGGAAACGUGUUCAGACUCUGCGUCAGAGUGGAGCGACGACGCCUCCAGCGUGGACGGCCUGUGGCAGCCCGAGCGGCUCUGCCAGGAGACAGAUACGAUGUCGGGAGCUGAAAGCGACGAGAGACGUUUGGCCAGAAGGAAACUUUUUGUCGCCUGCGCCAUCAGCCUCAUCUUCAUGACCGGAGAGGUGAUAGGUGGUUACGCUGCUCGCAGUCUGGCCAUCAUGACGGAUGCAGCACAUCUUCUGACUGACUUUGGCAGCAUCGUGAUCAGCCUCUUCUCUCUGUGGAUCUCAUCCAGGCCUCAGACACACACCAUGACCUUUGGAUGGCAUCGAGCAGAGAUUCUGGGCAUGUUGCUGUCAGUUGUGUCUAUCUGGGCUGUGACAGCGGUGUUGGUCAUAUCCGCCAUACAGAGGAUCACUGAUGGAGACUAUGACAUCGACAGUCAGAUAAUGCUCAUAACCUCCGGCUGCGCUGUGGGCGUCAACAUCCUCAUGGUCCUGAUCCUCCAUCAGUCUGGUGCCUCACACGGCCACAGUCACAGCUUUCCCACCAGCCGGCGGCAGAGGGACAAACAGCGGCAGGGGCACGGCCACCAUCAUCACGGCAACGCCAGUGUGAAGGCGGCUUUCAUCCACGUGGUGGGAGAUCUGGUGCAAAGUGUCGGAGUCCUGCUGGCUGCCACCAUCAUCCACUUCCGGCCUGAAUAUAAAGUAGCAGAUCCAAUAUGCACGUUUCUGUUCUCGGUUCUCGUCCUUGGAACAACGCUCCCCGUCACAAAGGAUGUUUUCAGAAUACUGAUGGAAGGCACUCCUCAGGGCUUUGACUUCGGCACUGUGAGAGAGCUGCUGCUGUCUGUGAGAGGAGUCGUGGCCGUUCACAGUUUGCACAUGUGGAGCCUCAACAUGAGUCACUCUUUACUUUCUGUCCACGUGGCUGCAGAAGAAGAAGCCGAUGCACAGAUCGUCCUCAUGAAGGCAACAAAGCUCCUGCGCUCCGAGUUCAGUUUCUCCAGCAUCACAAUCCAAGUGGAGCGUUAAAGGGGGGCGACAGCAGCUGGACUGUAAGACGACUCGGGGGGAACAGGUUCCUCAAUCGUGGCUGGCUCCUACAUUUUUAGAUUUAGGGAGUUUGUGGCAUUGUUUACAUCUCAAGUGUUGUGUAAGCUUCCAACCGCUCCAUGUUUUAUUCCUGUAAAGAGUACAGCUACUCUUCUGUAUAUAUUCAAACUCUCAGAGCUGUGAGACUUCAUUCAUGCUGUUUUAUGAAUUUGGUAAAAAAAAAAAAAAGACCAGAACUCCCAAAGUUGGCUACUCUGAAAGAGUUCAUUUUUAUUUAUGAAGCUUUUUAUCUGUCAUAGCCCAGAUCCAUAUUUUACUGCUAUUUAAUUGACUAUUAGAACGAUCUUUGCACAGAUCUAACUGUGUAAUAAUCAGUUAUAAAUGCCACAUUCAGUAUUUGUGAAACACAUUAAAACUCUUGUAUUAUAUCAUCACUUGUUUCUCAAGUUUUCUGAUUAUUACUGACAUUUUAAGGUUUCACAUGAGGAUUUUUCCUCCAACACAAAAUAAAUGUUCACCUUCAG